Molecule: messenger RNA, 8227 nt
Organism: Pocillopora meandrina
Lineage: Eukaryota; Metazoa; Cnidaria; Anthozoa; Scleractinia; Pocilloporidae
Source: the annotation of a GenBank genome assembly
AUGUCUCAGUGCUGUGAACAAAGAGAAGAAUUAAUACAAGUAAAAGAGAAGUUGAAGCUCUUUGAAGAGGAGAAUGAAGAUCUUCAAGCUGAAGUAGGAAGACAAUUGUUUCUAGAGAGCAAAGAAAAGCGCCUCAGAAAUAUUUGUCAGCCCCCCAGUAAAUAUGCAAGUGGAAAGAGUAAGCCUGGUAGAGCUACAGGUGCUUGGUAUAGCUCUUCAUGUACAGAUGUUAAACUACCUGAUGGUGCAGGUCUAAUGGAGGAAUCAGGUAAUGACUUCCUUUAUUUAAACUUAGUACCACUUGGAAUGUCAGGGUUGUCAAAAUAAUUAAGCCAGUAACUGGCAUUUUUUUUUUUUUUGUUUACUCAGAAAAACAUGCCAACCAUUCCCAGUGUUUGUGGGAUAAUAUUCAGCUUGUAAGAAUGAUAUUGCACUGCCUACUUUGUAUUACAAACUGUUACUCAAAAUCAUAUAUCUUUCUUCUACUACAAACUUUGCACUUUGAAAUACAUUACUUAAGUUGCCUUUAAGGUGGCACCAAGGUUAAAUUCAGUGAAUUUUAUCUCAAUUUUUGAAUGAACUUGACUCAAAUGUCUAAAAAGGGGACUCAAGCCUUGAUGUUCAAAGUUUGUGAGAAUCUAGGAUUGAGAAUUUGGGAGGAGUUUGAAAGGACUGUCAACUUACUUUUGAGUGGUACUGAUGUUUGAUUUUACCUUGGUAUUGGUCAGCCACUAUUUUUUCCAUUCCUAUCACAUUUUCAACAGAAUUUUGUGUGAAACUACAGAAAUCUUUUGUGUGUUUGUUGGGUUGUUGGUACAUGUAGCUAAGUACUAACUAGGCCAGUUUGAUCAAGAGAAGGGGUACUGGAUACUAAUAGCCUUUGAGGCAUAAAUUUUCAUCACAGAACAAGGAAGGCGACCUACUUUACAGCCAAUCCAUGGCUAUAAAUGCAAGCUUGUGCCUAUGUACAAAAGUGGCUCUUUUAAACUUGCACGAACAAUAUUUAUGAGUAAUGUUAAUUUAUGCAAUAAUUAUCUUGUCUGAAAGAUGAUCACCAUUAAGCAUGCUUGAUUGGUAAAGGUCAUGGCUUUCUGUCUUUAGCUUUCAAUAAUGCACCUCAAAAGGGAGAUUUUGCGCAGUCUGGAACCUUGUUGUAUUGCAAUUUAGUCAGUAUUUCAAGUUACAACUAAAACUUGGUGCUGUACCUUGAAAUUCCAUUACAGUAAAAAAGAUUCUCAAAAUUUCACCUUUCUUUGGAUAUGUAUACAUACAUGCAUUAUACCAUUCCAAGAAGGUAUUGAUUUGAAUGAGAAUAACACUUGCAUUUGUAAGAGUUACCUCACAUUUAUCUUGUUUGCAUUUUCUUUUGCAGGUUUCUUGCUUCAACAAAGACUUCAGGAGAUCUCACUUUCCCUAUCAGAAUUGGAACUAAGCGGGAUCAAGAAGCUUGUUCGACCCCAAUGUGAUGAAGUGGAAGAAGGGAAAGAAAUAUUUGGCAGCAUUGAAGUUGAUGAAGAGGACAAAGUUUGCGACAAUUCCAACAUAAACUCAUUUAACAGCGAUAGUGAGGGAGCUGCUGUCACUUUUCAUACAGAGAAUGUGAAUGGAUCAAAUUUUUUUGGUGAUGUGGAUCUGUCAGAAGAGAGAUAUGAUUCAGCCUCAAGCUUGUCUCAGUCAUUUGAUGUGCCAAGUAUUGGAUUGGAAUCUCGAGAGAAGUCUUGGUCACCUUCAUCUACAGGUGAACAAUCUGAAAGUGAAAAGCUGAAAGGAGCAUGUGCUGCAAAUGGCAAAAGGGACAAAGAAGUUACACAUGAUUUCUCUUUUCCUGAUGGUGCAGAGACACAAUUUUAUUCUAAUCAUCACUUAAAUUACACCGUAGAUGGUGCAGAUAAUUUACCAGAGAGAGCCCAAGAUAGUUUAAAGCAAGAAGACUUCACAAGUGUGAAUCAAGAUUCACUUCCCUAUGGAGAUUCACCUCAGAGGCAAAUUGUUUCAGGUGCAAGGUUCACUGCUCAAAAGGACACAGCAACAGAUCAGUCUGACUCUCAUGUGAGCUAUCAGUCAAAGAAAUGGGAGCAUUUAGGGGCCAGGCCAAGAGACAGACCUCCUAAAAUAGACAGAUGUCCAGAACCUUCUUUGCUAAACUCAUUGGAAGACUUGGCCCCUCAACAAGGUGCUGGACCUGUGGCUUAUGGAGUGGCCAACACAUUCUUAGCAAGACACUCAGAAGACAAACAUCUUCACGAAAGUUUAUAUUACACUAAUGCAGAGAAGAUGUUGACUGAGAAUUCUUCAUUACAAGGAGCUUCUCAUGUAGACAGUGUGAUAAACGUGACAGACUCAAAUAAAGCUCAACUGUACUUUGGUGAAUGUCAAGUUCCUUUCAGGCCAGAUCCAUAUUCUCAAACAUAUGCAUCAUUGUUCCCUCAGACUAGUGGAGCAUUUAUUGGAGGAAAUAAUAGUUCAAACCAUGUCACUGAGUUAGUGGAGUCUCCAAGCAACUGUCUGUAUGAAGGGGAACAGCAUGCUGAUGAAGAUUGUGCAUUGGUGAAGACAGUGCCAAGGGAGAGAGAAGAAAGGGAACAGUCUGGCCAAGAGAGACAAGAGCAUGAAUUCCAAGCAGAAAGAGCACCACAGAGACAAAGGGAUGAAGGGAGCCACAGGUAGCCUUUAGGGGGCAAGAGUGUCAAGAGGCAUUGGGAAGACCCAUCAUGUGUCAGGAGGUAAGAGACUGUUCUGAAUACAAUUGUAUGUUAUUGUAUCAGAGUUGAGUGAGGAGUUGUCAGUCAAGUGUUUUAAGUCAGGUUGCUACCACUGUGUGGAAUUAAUUUGGAACCAAAGUGUGUACCAAAAGUGCACUUCUUUGUAUACUUUUUGUAUAGUACCAGUCUUCCUGAGGGGACAUUGUGAUUUUUACAUUCUGUAUACAAUUUUACAUACUUUUUGCAUAGUAAUAGUGUUGCUGGAGCAAACUCUGGUGGUUAGAUAUAUUUUGUAUGGUAUAACUGUGUUGCCCUAAUGAUAAAUACUUCAUGUAUGCGUUCUCUAUACAGAGCAUUGUUACUCACCCUGUGUCCUUUUAUUUUUUUCCUAUUUAUUUUUCACCUAAAAGUCUAAGACUUAUUGGCAGCUUUUGACAAGAGGUAGUGGCCGUAGCUGAAGCUGAAAUUAAUUGCUAUUGAUUUAGGGGGCUUAAAAUGGGGCAUCAAAUUGAGAAAUCAAAGAGCAGCCAUUGAGCUCACAGUGAAAUGUGGAGGUGAACACAAGAAGAGAAAUUUCUUAUCUACAAGCAACCAUGUAUUAUUUUGUUUAUCAUAUAAACACAAUAGCCCUUUACUGACAAGAAAAGUCAACUUUAUUGAUGAAUGAAUGGCUGUGCUGUUUAUUCAUCAACCUGACAAAGUGGCGCAAAAAAAUAUUUUUUCACAUGUGCUGUUAUAUGGCUUUUCUCAGGGCUGGAAAUCCUUGUAUGGCAUGGUGUCUCUUAAAUUGCAAUGUUUUUGAAAAGGGAUAUAUGUAUAUAUCCUUGGAAUUAAAGUGGUUUUGUGGUCAUCUCUUGAAUAUUGCAUCAAAAUUAUACUUUUUAUCUAAAAUUGCAACUUCUGGAUUCUUUACUAAAAUUUUUGGUAACAGCAAAUAUGGCCAGAUAUGCUAGUGUAUGGGAGGGCAUAGAUUUCGAUUUUGAGCAAACAGGGUCACUGCCUAUUGCAGAAUAUAGAUUUCAGAUGUGGAUCCCAAUUGAAGAGGCUUUGGUUAAAAAAUUACUGUUUCCUUACAGGAGAGGUAUUUUGAGAUGCCAACCACCUUAGUUGUAGAUGCAUUAGACUCCACUCACAACAAUGCUCAGGCCUUUGUACAGGGUGUUAGAGAUGCAAGCAGGAGGAUUUCAGCAGGGAACCCACAGUUCAGAAGAUGUUCUGUUCAGGAACAUGUAAGCUAUUGAUGAUUCUUGUACAGUUGGAUAUUAAAAUUACAGGUUCUGUCAGUCAUUAUGCAACAAAAUUUGCAUGGGAGGCUCAGAAAACCAUGAAUGCCAGAACUGUUUUUGCAAUGUUGUCAAGUCUCAAAGAAUAAACCAGUCACAAGAGAACUUAACUGGGUGCUUGGAGAUCUCAUUCAAUAAUGUUUAUUACUUGUUAAGGGCUCCCUCAAAUAUUGUCAAGUAGAACAAGGGAUUUUUUUGUGUAGUCUACCCUGGUGUCCUUAAAUGCCAAAUGUCAGACAAAAAAAAUUUGAAAAUGAUCAGUCUAGUGUUUUGAAAAAACUAGCUUCUGAAGUAAAUUCUGAAUUAUUUUUUUAAUUGUUAUCUUAUGGUUUUUCUUUGAUAGUAUGAUCAAGAUGCUAGCCCUGCAAUCUGUACAACUUGUCACAGGUAUCGACAUCUGUAAGUAUAAAUCAGCAGCAAAAAAACAUAAGAUUUCUAUUCUCCCUGCCCAUGUUUACUUUUGAACUUGAUUCCAUUUUGAUACAAAAAGAUACACAAUAAACCAGGAAAGAGUAAUGGUGAGAGAUAUAGUGGUAUGCUGGUUAACCCUUUAACUCCCAAGAUGUCAUUAGUAAUUCUUCUUACUGUCUGCCAAACUUUCAAUUCUCAUUCUGUUAGUUUGGAGAAUUUGGUGUCAGAUCAAUUAGUAAUCCCAUAAUUGAUAUUUUAUGGGAAUAUAGUUGACCCACUUUGACUCUGUCAUGUGCCAAUGUUAAUGUCAUCUGUAAAUAACUCAUUGGUAAAUAAAGGUUUAUGUUCAUGAAUUCAUGUGGUAUCUUUGAUCUAUCUUUUCUCUAGUGGACCAUGCAGGGUAGGAGUUCAGAGCUGCCAUGAUGAGUGCUACAUCUGCCAGAUGGUAAUUUUAUUGUUGCUAUACAGUGACAAUUUGUGAGCUUAGUGGACAUACAGUUGAACCUUAGUCUAUGAAUCACAUGGUGUUAACCCGCAGUUUUCUCCAAUUUUCCAGCCAUGUAUGUAACACUACAUCCAAAUUCCUUCAUAUCUGUCUGUUCUUCGCCCCCUGCCCUCUUUCCUCCUUUGUAAGAAGGUUAGCUGUUCCACUCCUGAGAUAUAGAUAUCAUUUCUCUACACUGUGUGCUGCACAGAUCUCUGAACAUUUUGGCUUUAAGAAUAUGGUGUUUAAAAAAAAUCAAUUUUUUGAUGUUCUUCUUUCCCCUUCUACUUGAGAAAUAACUUCCUGGAAUGUCAGGGUUAUUUUCAUUAAGUGGAGGUGGAAAGAACUGAUCCUUAAAAUGUGACAAAGAAUAAAAUUCAAGUUUUAUUCCCCUCUGUUGAGAUCGACUAACCAAAAAGAUAUUAGUUGUUCAUCAUUCCAUUAGUUACUUUUUGCCUGUAACUGAAGAUACCUUUUUUACGUGAGAACAACACUCUUUUUAAAUUGGACCUCUGUAUUUGCAGGAUACAUCUAGCGGUUUACAUAUUUUGCAGUGCUCACACAGGGUUCAUGUGGAGUGUAUUGUUUGGCUGAUACAGCACAACAUGUAAGUUUGUCACAAUUCAGCAAGUUCCAGCAAUCCUCCAUCAUAAUUGAAUGGCCAAACUGGUACAUUCUAUUUUGUAGUUAUACUUAGGCAUUCUCUUUCUUUUGGUCACCAUGCAGUCUCUGCAAUCAUGCUGAUCCACUUCAUAUUCAAAUUAUAGGAGAUGGUUAACCAUUGUUAAAAUUUUUAUGACCAUCUUCACUGUCAUUUGCAAAUAAAAAAUUCUCGUGUUUAAGCUGGUAAUUUAUGUCUGAGAAGUAUGUGUGUAUUUAUUUUUCAGAUUAAAUUGCCCAUCUUGCUUUGGUGCCUUUUUUCCAUCAAGUUAAUUGUGCUCCAAGGUGUAGUCCAAGGUUGUUUAGGUAGUAGAACUUCUAAAGAGUGAAUCACUCACAAAGUUUGGAAAGUUUCUUUUUAGCAUCAGUAAGAUGUAUAUGUCUUCGUUACUUAUAAAACUUUCAUUUGUUUAAACUAUGUAAUAAGUUAAGUAACAGUUAAUUGACAUGUAUGAUAUGAAAGAACAUAAGAUGUUAAUGUAAAAUGUUCAGGUGAACAAGUAGUAUCGUUAUGAAACCAAGGUAAACAAUACCCAUAGAAUCAUUCAUCCUAUGUUGAUACUGGACUUCUACUUGGAUGGUCAUCUGGUUAUUUCGAAGCUAAUUCUAGGUCAAAUAGUGACUUUAAUUCAUUAACUACUCAUUUCUUAACAAGUGACUUUGCACUUAGUAUGAGAGAGUUUCAAGUACUAAGAGGUGGGCCUCUUCUAUCUCUGCAAAUUAAUUGACUAAUCAUUCAAGGUUCAGCAUUGAGUUCUUACUUGACUGAGAUGGACCCUGAAUCUCAAAGAUCUGCAACACCUGCCACAAAUGCAGGGAGAAAUCUCGAUAAAGAUUAUUGCCAAUAUAGAAGUUCUGAGAUGAACAGAAACUAUGACAGAAACUCAUUGGAGUUGCCUGACAUUUUCCUGCUUGAAGUGGAAUAGCUAAAAGAGAAGAGAUUGAGAAGUGUUUGAUUGAAAGAAAGGGUGUGAAAUAGCAGCAGAAAUUGCAAGAAAGGAGGCAGGGAGCUGGAGAAAGCCAGAUGAUGGCAACAAUGUCCAGAGGUGGUGAGAAGACCCUUGCAUUUUUGGAAGGUAAGAGUUCUUGUAAAGUGAAGUGUCUACCAUGAAGGCCUUUUGCUUCCAUUCUUCAAGGUCUCUAUUAGUUUGCAAUUGCUACCAAGAGGUUGUGCAGCAAAUUGAAGAAGUUGUUGAGGUGUUCCUUAAUCACUGGCAUAAAUUGAUUUGUUUUCCUCUAGAUAGCUUAUAAAGAUAUAAUUCUUCUUGAGGUUUGUUUUAGAUAAUAACAGUUCUUUUUCCUUACUAGAAUUCUCUUAAUUCUAUGAGCUUCCUGUUGCACAACCAACAGCUCUCACAACCAACAGCUCUUAGGUAUUGCUACAAGCAGUAUAAAAGAGCAGCAUGGAUGAGGAUUUCAGCAGAGAACCCACAGAUCAUGGUACAAAUGUACUGGUGAAGAGGUAAGCAACUGAUAUUUACUUAGGAAUAAAAAGUUAGCCAUUGAUAUACAGGUUAUGUCAGGUCAGGUAGUAACCAUGUUCAACAAUUGCUUGAAGAGUUGUCACUGUAAAACUCAGAAAACCUAUGAACACCACAAAUAUUUCUGGAAUAUGUUAUAAACUUAAGAAGGACAAACCAAUGAUGCGAAAGAGAGCUGAACUGUCAGCUUGCAGAUCUCAUUUUGUUUGUUAUAUGAUUGGUCGAUCAUUACAGAAUAAACAGUGAAUAUGAACCCCAGGUAGUGGAAGGGAAUUGCUAAAGUUGUGUGAGGAAGCUCAUAUACAUUCCGUUUUUAGUUUGAUAGAAAAUGGAUGGUCUCUUGUGAGACCUUGAGCUUUUGUAAAAAUUAAGAAUUCAUUUCCAAGCUUUUGCUGAUCCAUGGAAACCACUUUAUAAUUUCACAAUGCUACUGAAAAACAACAUGAAAAAGUUACUGUUUGUUUUGAUUCUGUUUUGUUUUUCUGUGUUAAUUUCAUGGGGUUUAUCCCUUUUUGGUAUGGUGAAGUUAAGUCAAUAUAAUUUUUGUUGUCUAAAACAAGGAAUUUUUAUGUAGUUCUUUUGAUCUACAAUUGAUCCCAUGAUGUGUUUGGGAAUAAGGUUAAGGAGCUUUGCUGUUUAUUGUAUUUGGUAAAGCUUUUACUGAUUCAAUUACAAAGAAAUAUUAUCAAGCCACAUGCCCAUAUAGUGGACAAAGCAUUUUUUGAAAACAAGUAGUUUCAUGUUGUUUAAAUGAAAGGUCUCGAGAUAAGGGUCUGUUUGUUUUCAACUAUUUUAUUAAUUUUUGUUUGUUUGUUUGUUUGUUUUUUUAAUAGCAUGACCAAGAUGCAAGCCCAUUUGGUACAACUUGUUUCAAGUGUAUAUAUUUUCUUUUUACGAAGUAAAAUGAGAGAAGAAAAGAUUAUUACGUUUAAUGUAGUGGAGAUUAGACCUAUACUAUAAAACAAUCAUUAUUGUCUAACCUGGUGAAUCUCAGUGUUCUUUAAAAAGCCUUCUAUCAUUUUGUAUUUUAUUAUUUCAUUUGACAUAUUUUUAUUUAUUUCCUCCUUAGUUUAAAUAUAUUUAACAAAGAAGAGAACGUGUGAUAAAUAAGUAGGAAUAUUAUUGUAAAAUGUAACACGAUAAAGUGGCAAAGGAUAAUUAAGACUAUAGACAUGGCCUUGUUUUAAGUUAUGUAGGUUCUGAGGU